AAAACCAGCUAUUGACGCUGUGACUCGGCAUUUGAGGUUUUUUUGAGGGGAAUCUUCUCGAGUACUUAGUGUCAGAAAGUAGCUCGGAGAAUGAUGAAGACAAUAGUGGAGAGGACUUCUAUGGUGUUUAAUGUCUUCUGGACAAUCAUUAUGGCUAUUCCCAAGAGGCUACUUGCUCCAGUUAGAAAAUACGUCCAAGGUGGUCAAUUCCGGAAGGGGUUUGUCCAGUUGGAAGACAAAAUUGUGGUGAUCACUGGUGGAGAAUCAUCCCUGGAAAUUGCAGUGGAUCUGGCAAGGAGAGAAGCCAAAAUAGUUCUGGGAGUGAAAGAUCUCGCCAAAGGGGAAAAAAUUAUUGAUGAGAUAAUUGACAGAACAGGGAAUACCAAUGUGACUGUCCAGGAACUAAAUCUAGCAUCUUUUGACUCAAUUAAGAGUUUCGCGGAGCACUUCCGGGAGAAUGAGAAGCAUCUGGAUAUCCUCAUAAAUAGCUUUGAAGAAAUAGAUUCCGGACAGAAUGAGGAAGGAAUUGAAAUGACAAUGCUUCAGAAUCACUAUGGACACUUCCUUCUUACACUCUUGCUCCUUGAUGUCCUCAGGAAGUCCUCUCCAAGCAGAAUUGUCGUUAAAUCCAGCAAAUUGCAUAGAUUCUCAAAAAAGCUCCCCCAAGAGUCAACUGGGACAUCAUCCUGCAGUGGCUAUUUCAGGAGUAAAUUAGCAAAUGUACUCUUCACUCGACAUCUGGCCAGAAAACUCUCAGGCACCGGAGUCACUGUCAAUUGCUACCACGAAGGCUUCACAGCUCAAAAAAUCCUUCCAGAAAGUCUCACUAAGAAAAUUGAUAGCUCCAUUUUGGAGUACUUCUUCAAGACACCCCGAUCAGCAGCCCAGACUCCAAUUCGUCUGGCAGUUGACCCUGACCUUGAGGGAUUAUCUGGGAAAUUUUUCGCUGACUGUGAAGAGAUGGAACCGUCUGAGGUGGCAAAAAAUGCAACAUUAGCUGAAUGGUUGUGGAAACAAAGUUUCACUGUGACUGGGACUAAAGAAGAGGAUUUCUUCUAACCAAUUUUCUAAUAAGAACAAUUGACUGAUUUUUCCUACCAAAUGUGUAGAAAUGGGAUUGAAAGUUACCAACUUUCUGGGAUUUUUCAAUAUUAUAAUGCUUUCAAAUGUAAUUUUUUUUUUGGGGAUUUUGUUUUGAUAUUCAGGGAAGUUUUUCAAAGGGGAUUGUUAAUAAAAUCAAUUUUCAAAGAAAA
Phlebotomus papatasi is the source of this 1253-nucleotide messenger RNA. RefSeq names its product retinol dehydrogenase 12-like. The record is from RefSeq and is a predicted model, not a curated record. Lineage: Eukaryota; Metazoa; Arthropoda; Insecta; Diptera; Psychodidae. The coding region runs from base 91 to 1059 and encodes 322 amino acids. The transcript has 2 exons.